GUAUAUCUACUACCGUCAAUUCAAAGGACUUACUGAAUGUUGUUAAUUACACAAGUUGUUUGCAAACAACAAUCGAAAACUUUAUUGGGAUAAAGGUUGUAAUUCAUUUUUAGUUUGUAAAUGCAUGCGUCAUUAGCUUCUAUCGGCAGGGCUUGUACAAUCCAAGAAGAUGAAGAUCCGCCGGCUACAUCUUUGGAGAGUUCAUUCGACAUGCAACAAGUUGAUUACAUUGAACAAAGCUUAAGAUCAUGUACGUCUUCAGUGGAUGAGUUAGUCACACUCGCAUUAUCAUUAUGCCAUUCGAUUAAAAUACUACCAAAUUUUAAUAAGAUCGUUUUACAAGAACAUCCUUGUGGAAUCAAACAGAGUGAUUCGAUACUUAAUACAGAUAAAUAUGACAACAAUAAAAACCAACCAUCAUCAGCAUUGGAUGAACAUAUCAACUCAUCAACAAUUAACGACCCCAUUAUAUGUGUACAUACUUCUUCCAAUACUUCCAGAAAUAAAGCAGAUGAUUUGAACCACUUAACUUAUUUGCAUCGUUUCUAUUUAAAACUAUUGAACGUUGUACAUCUCGAUACAUUGAACAAUACUGUAAAAGAGUUAAGUUUAGGUCUGCUUGCAUUACUGGCUCAUUCAGAAACUGUUCUCAUUAAAGAAACCAAUUUAUUAGACUGUAUUUUAUCAAAAUUUUCUAUAUCAAGCAAUAAUAUUUAUUCUUUUCAAGCUCUUUAUGAGAAAAAUUCUUGUAAUAUAUUAAAUGAUUAUCAUGAGUUUUUAUUAACUACAUUAUUACAUUUUAAUGAUGAGAGUGGAGAUGAUGAUAUUGAUGAUAAUAGUAAUGACACACCUAUUACCGGUUAUACAACUACACAUUAUGAUUAUUCCUCACAAUUAGGUGAACUUAGAAUUUUGUGCGAAAGUUUAAGACAAUGUUGGACACAGAUGAAACGUUUAGCUAAUGAACAACGAAAUAUGCAAUAUCGUUUAAAUCAAAUUAACGCUUCAAAUAACUGUGAUACAAUUUUAACAAAACUCUUUUCAGAUGCAUAUAGAAUUAAUUCCAUGUACAGUAAAUUAUUAACAUUAGGUAUUAUUAAUUCUGCUCAAUAUUUAAUCUAUUCUGGUGUAUCAUUAUUAGGUUAUAUGGAAUUAUCACGUUUUACACAUGAUGAACUAUGGGAAAUGACACGUGGUAUUGAAGAGUUAAAUAUUUUACGAGGGCAUUUACAUAAUACAUUUCAAAUAUAUCGUAAUACACAUUUGUAUAAAUUAAUAUGUAACGACGAAAAUAUAUUUCAUUCUGCUCAAAUUUUAUCACCAACUACCGAUACUACUAGUAUUAGUAGUACUUUUAAACCAUUAUCACAACUUAUUUCAUAUAACUUAUUAAAUGAUCCUGUUGAUGUUGUAUUUUCGAUGUCUGUUGGAUGUUUAUUUUCACUAUUCGCUAAACAACGUUCCUUGCGUCUUGCUCAUCUAAUCUAUUUACACAUAUAUAAGUUUCCAAAACUGUUCUUUAGUGAACCUGAUGACAAUCAUACUACUAUCGAUUAUAAUCAUAAUUUAUCAAACAAAAAUUUAUUACAACAAGAAUUUCAGAAAUUCAUUCAAGAUAAUCACGGUUUGUUAGCUUCAGACUAUCUUCGAAAUGAAUAUGAAUUUAUAUCAAAUUUCUUAGAUAUACUAUCUCAAUCAACUGAUCUAUUAUAUCAAGUACAGAAAUUACAACUUGUGUAUACAUCAGCUGCCGCUACAGCACAAAUAAGACAAGUCGAAGCCGAACAACGAUUAAAAACUUUUAGUAACACUAAUAAUUUGGAUCCCUGUUCUGUCUCCUCUCCUACCUCCUCCCCGUCUCCAUCUAUAUCACAUGCUGUAAGUGUUGAAGGUAAACAUGGUGUGUUAGUACGUGCUACUUCAACAAAUCAUCCAAAUAUGACAGAAACAAAAGAGAUAAUUUCUAAAACACCUGGAAAAACAGAUAUUCAUCAUAGAACUAACAUUUUACCUAACUAUAUUUCACGUUAUCAGGAUGCGUUGCAUCGUUCUAGCACAUUAGAUCGAUAUGUGGCAACUGGAUCAGCUGUUUCACCUUAUUCAUCAAUCAGUAAUCAUACACUUGGUACUGAUUUUACUAAAUUACAAUCGGAUAAUCAAACAAAACCAGACGAUCAUAAUUACAAAAAAGACAAGAAUGAUUCUACUACUUAUACUGCAACUGAAAGUAGUAGUAUCACUGGUGAUAAGGAAAAGGAACAAAGUAAACCUAGAGUUAAUUCUAAAAAAGGUGUACAGUGGAGUGAUCAUCGUGAAGUUAGUACACGACAUCAAAUUAUAGGUCGGUAUUUGGAGAUGACAUGGAAGUAUUCAGAGAAUACGCUAACUAGCUUAUUCCUAUCCACAUCAAGCACGAUUAUUAAACAGAGGAACGGUAACAGUAAUAAUAUAACUGUAAAUGAACCUAAAUUGUGCAAAUCUACUUUAACUAUGCCAUCAGUGGAACUUUUAAGAUUGGGAAAUAAUAUUUGUCAAUUGACGAUCACAUCAGAUUUCUUUCCUACUGCUUUACUACCAGUGCUUAGAAAGCAAGCAUUGAAGUGUAAAGAAUAUGCUAUUUGGCGAAACUGGUAUGAAGAACAUCAAAUGUUCGAGUGUAUAUUGAAGAAAAAUGACGAGAACACAAUUUCUGUAACAGGUGAUAACUAUAAUUUACAAGAUACCUCAGAGAUUACAUUUUCCAAUAAUGUAGUUUCUCAUGAAACAUGUGAUCACUUAAAUCAUAAUUCAUUAUAUUCAGUUUACAAUAUAUAUGUUCAAAGAAAUACAGUCAAUACUUCUGACACGCAAUCAUCAUUUUGUCCUUGUAAUAUUGACAAAUGUCACAACUGUUGUAUUACGAUGAAUUUACAGCGGUUAUGGGGCUCCAAAGCAUUUCUAAUUAUAACUGACAUAAAUUCAAUCAUUGAAUUAAUUACUUAUAUGACGAAAUUAUUUGUUAAUGAUGAACAAACUUGGAUGAAUAUUUUAUCGUUGAUACAAAAUGAAAUAAAAGCAUCAGGUAUCUCAUCAAUUGUACAUCAUUUCGAUAUUUCCAUACCUGAUUCAUAUAAAUCUCUAUUAUUAAAAUUAUACAAAGCUUAUGAAUAUACACGACGUUUAGAUGUCAUUUUUAUACGUUUUCUCAUUAUGUUAAAAAAUAUAUGUUUUAAUGAAUAUAACAAAUGUAUGAAAAAUUGGAAUGUUAUAUUACAACAAACUGAUGAUAAUCAUUCUAUCCAGAAACAAACAAACAUAAUUGAUAAUAAUAUAAAUCAAAUUACAUAUUACUAUCAACAAUCUAUAUAUAUUGAAUUAUUAUUUAUUCAUUAUGAAAAUCUUAUAAAAUGUUUUAAAAAUUUAACUGAUAUUGUUUUUAAUAAUAUCAUCUAUUGUAUUUUAUAUUGGUUCGGUUAUACAAAUAAUUAUGUAAAUGAUGAAAUACUGAAAGAAUUCAAACAAUUAUUUAAUCCAAUGAAUUCAUAUUUUCUGUCAAAUUUAACAUCGACUCCAUCAUCAAGAUUAUCAGUAGGAACAACAACCACAAUAUCAAAUAGUAAUUUUGAUGAUCUAAUUGAAAUUAAAACAAACUUAUUGAAUGUAGACAGAAAUGUUCUAAUACGGUUAGCACGUGUAAUAGGAACAUUAAGUCAAGUGAAUAAUUUAUUGAUAUCAUUAGAUAAGAAUAUUAAGGAAUGGAAAGAAACUUUAAGAAAAACAUUUCCACAGAUAAUGAAUAAACUUAUCGACAAAUACAUUCUUCAUUAUCAUAACGAAAUACUAUGUAAUUUCCAAAUUGAAAAUAAUGAUUUAAUUAAUCUACUGACCAUAUUUCUUAAACCAAUUAAUAAAACAAUUGGAACUUGUUUUAAUUCACCUACAGAGAGAAUAAUUUCAACUGAAAAUUCAUCAACAAUAUGUGAAUAUCAUCAUAAUGCGUUUUAUUAUAUAAUUCAACCAACAGUUAUUCAAUUUUUUCAUAGAUUAUCAGUAUUAUUAAAAGAGACAUCUAUAAAUUACGAUGAAUUUAUUCAAAAAUAUCUUAUCAUACGAUUUCAAAAUCAGGUGCCUUUAAACCUAUUACAAGAAAUUUAUCAAUCUAUUAAGAUUCAUAAUCAAUCUGGUGAAUCUUCAUUAAAAUGUUUUCAUAGUACAAUGUUUACUGAACAUCAACCAGAUAAUGUUAUUCAAGAACAAGAAACUGGAAAGUUCUCAUCGUUAUCAUCAUUACUAACGGAUACAAAGCAGUUGAAGAGUAAAUUGAAUUCUGGAUCUGCAGGAGUUGACUUUAUUCAAUCCACAAUGGUAUUUAUGUCAACUGCCAUGAAAAAUACUGUGAAUAAACAUUUACCUAAAGAACCGAAAGAUAAAAUUGCAUCUUUUGCAGCUGAUGUUUGUUCUAAUCUACGUUUACCAUUCCGUAGUCAAACAACAAAUAAUCUCAAUAACUGUAGUAAAACCACAUCUACUACUACUACUACUACUACUACUACUACUACUACUACUACUACUACUACUAUAACCGUAGCAAAAUCAUCAACUAUGAGAGAUAAAAAAGAAUCUCUCGACGAAUACUCCAUGGAACAUCAAUAAUACCUCUUAGCAUAUGGAGUCCUAUCACCAUUUUGGUUGUGUUAUUUUUCUUGUCAAUAAUGUUUUUUUUCCAGUUUACAUAUUUAAUAAAAGAAUUAUUUCAACUAACUAAAAUGUUAAUAAAGAUUCAUUAUAAAAUUCACAAAACAUCUAUUUAGAGUAUCUCAUUUCAUUUAUACUCUUAUAAGGGUUUGUAAAAAAUUCUUAUUUUUUCUAACAUUUCUCUUUAUUUAAUUCUUCUAUCAUACUGUGAAUAGAUAAUAAACAAUACAUAUAUCAAUAGAAUACUAAAAGAAUACUAGUAUAAAUAAAGUUGAUGAUAACUUUUUCUUUCUCUCUGCAAACUUCUUCAUUACUUCAUUAUAUUGAAUCUUAGCGAUGACAUUUGUCUUGUUUUCUAAUCUUUCAUAAUUUGCUUUCUCUUUCUUUUUCUUUUUUUACUGUUCUACCUAAGAACUUUAAAAUAUGUCUUAUACAAAGUUGGAAAAACAACAUAAAAUGAUAAUAUCACAGUUUAUUCAUUAGUUAUAUUGUAAAGGAGAAAGUAACUCAAUAUUAAUUGACACAUUCUCAUUUGUAUAGUUAAUGACAAAUAAAUAAUAUCAUGAAUUAGCAUUACAUUUUGAAUGUCAUUGUGAAUUGGCAAUUAAAACUAUAAUCAUUUACUAUUAAUACAUUUGUGAUGCAAUUAAGAUUAUAAUUUAUUUUAUUUUAAUAAUUUGUAGUUGAUUAAUUUCUUGAAAUCUCAUAUAAAUAAAACAUUAUAAUGAU
This is a messenger RNA of Schistosoma curassoni, 5403 nucleotides long. NCBI's taxonomy places the organism in Eukaryota, Metazoa, Platyhelminthes, Trematoda, Strigeidida, Schistosomatidae. The record is from the annotation of a GenBank genome assembly.